This is a messenger RNA of Cherax quadricarinatus, 1155 nucleotides long. The record is from RefSeq and is a predicted model, not a curated record. Lineage: Eukaryota; Metazoa; Arthropoda; Malacostraca; Decapoda; Parastacidae.
CUGUUCACUGCCACACAGACGCUAAUGGAGAGUAGACGUCGCGCCUUGAGCCUCAGUGUCUAAUUUUCACUGUUUUCUCCUCCUUGAGACGUUUCUCCUCAUACAUCACCUCCAUCAUACAUACAUCACCACCUAGGCUGGAGGAAAGCCUGUUCUUGCUGACUCAGGGAGUUGUCUGGGUAUUUCGUGAUGCCAGUUCAGGCAGAUGGCCCAGAAGAUUACAAAGCAAAGUAUAAGACCCUGAAGAGAAAGUUAAAACUUCUUAUUUAUGAAAAUGAGUGCUUCCAGGAGGAAUUACGAAAAGCCCAGAGAGCACUCCUGCGUGUACGACGGGACAAAUCUUUCCUUCUUGAUCGCCUUUUACAGUAUCAACGAGGCCCAGACUCUUCUUCUGACUCGGAUCAAACAGAAGAGUCUGAUACAGAAACUGAUACAAAGAUAGAAGCAAAGAGCUGCAGAAAACGUUUGAGCAUGGAGGGAUCUACUAUUGGGUCCUCCAACUCCCAAGGCUCACUGUCUAAGCCACCUUCAAAGAAGAAAAAAUCAAGUAGCAACAGCAGCAACAGUACCACCACCAGUGUCAGCAAAUCCAGCAAACAGAGUGGGAAACAGAUACCCUUGGGCACAGCUAUUGUAGGUAGUAAUAGUGGUAAUAGUAGCAUCCAAGCAGCUUCCAGUUCCAGUGGUAUCAGCACCAGUACUAACAGCACCAAUAGCCCUAGCAGCACACCCACAGUGCGGAAAUUAACUAGCUCGCACAUGCUUCCUGGGUCAGCAGCCGUGUUGUCUGCACGUCGCCAUGUUACUGGAAGUGGUGCCAGUGGCACACACACAAAUGAUGGGCAACUGAGCAGAGAGGAAGUAGAACGGCGCCUUGCUGCCAGACAACCCAUGAAUGACUUCACAACUACAACAGUGUCACUUACCUUGCCCAAUCAGCUUUUUUCAGACAAUAUUAUGGAGGGGGACUUCAUGGAAGAAGAAGUAGAAACCUCACCCAGUAAUAUUGAUGACGAUGUCACAAUAGACAAUUAUGACUGAACAGGAAUUAAAUUCACCACAAGCACACUGGCAUUGCAGUUAACACUGGGUAAAUAGUCCCCUCAGAAAAAGGCAUUCAAAAAACUUUUUGAGUAAAAGUUGUUCCUAAGUGUU